Molecule: messenger RNA, 4800 nt
Organism: Malaya genurostris
Lineage: Eukaryota; Metazoa; Arthropoda; Insecta; Diptera; Culicidae
Exons: 6
Coding region: 1-4800 (1599 amino acids)
Biological process (GO): DNA integration
Molecular function (GO): nucleic acid binding; zinc ion binding
Source: RefSeq, a predicted model, not a curated record
AUGCCACCGAAGGUACACCAUACUCCCAAGGCAGAGCCCAUCAUCAGCACUGAGAAGGUAGAUUCCAAAGCAUGUUUAAUGCAUCAACGUACCAAGAUCCAGAAUAGAGUAAGCACGAUAAGCCGAACGCUGGAGGAAGCAAAUAACGAUCCCAGUAAAAUAAGUGCAUCACUGCUAAAACAAUCACUUAGAGCUCCAGUUCCCACUUUCGAUGGGAAGGUGGAAAAUUGGCCGAAAUUCCGAACAAUGUUUGAAGAUAUUAUCGGGCGUAGUUGUAAUUCCGAUGCAGUAAAGUUACAUCACCUUGAUAAGGCGCUAAUAGAUGAUGCUUCUGGAUUAAUUACGGCAAAAAUGAUAGUUGACAAUAAUUUUCAACAAACAUGGAAGCAGCUGAGCGACCAAUUUGAAAACCCAAGAGUAAUCGUCGAUACUCAUCUUGAAGGACUGCUCGAGAUGAAACCGAUGACCAAACGCAACCAUAAGGAUUUACUCGAGCUACUAAAAACAUUUAACCGACAUGUUGGUGGUCUCGAGUACCAAGGACUAGUAGUUGAUGAACUUUCUGGUCUUAUUCUCACGAAGAUCCUUACCACGCGAUUAGAUGAACAAACUCUUCAACUGUGGGAGAGAACCCAGCAACAUGCCAAAUUGCCCAAAUAUGAAGAAACCGCACUGUUUUUACGAAACGAAUGCCAAGUUUUGGAAAGGUUCCAAAAUCGGCACCAGAUUACAACAAGAGAAGCCGUACCAAAACAGCAAUCCAGUUCAAGAACACUCAAUCAAAAAUCACAUGCUGUAACUACUGUCACUGGUGUAAGUUCCUGUCAGGUAUGUGGCGGCAACCAUCGUCAUUUUGAGUGCCCGGAGUUCAACAAACUGUCAACAACUCAACGAAUUGAGAAAGUGAAGGAGCUGAACAUUUGUUUCAAUUGCCUUCGGCUCGGUCACAGGUCAUUGGACUGCUCAUCAAAAAAAUCCUGCUAUCGCUGCCAUAAGAGACAUCACACUUUACUACAUGAAGAGAGUGUUUUUAAAGAAGCCCCACCAUCAAGCCAGACUCCAGUUCCAAUGUACAAAACCGGCAAGGACAGUUUGAAAUAUCCGCAAACUGUUGUAGCUUGCAGUAAUUCUAAUUCCAAAACCGUGAUGCUUAUGACUGCUGUUGUGCUAAUCAAGCAUCAGUGUAAACGGACAAUACCAUGUCGAGUUCUAUUGGAUUGUGGUUCGCAAGUAAAUUUCAUUUGCAAGACCUUGGCAGAUCGUUUGAAGUUUGAAAAACAGGCUGUGUAUGUUCCUAUUGCUGGAAUUGGAGAAGCCAAAGCUUGUGCCAAGGAAAAACUAGUGGUGAAGGUGGAAUCCAGAUUAUCCGAUUUCACAACAUGCAUCGAAUGCUUAGUGGUUCCCAAAAUUACCGGACCUAUUCCAUCUGCAAAAAUCGAUAUUUCUUCGUGGCCAAUCGACGUUAAUCUACCUAUGGCAGAUCCAAAAUUUAACAUCCCUUCUGAUAUCGACAUGUUAAUCGGUGCUUCACAGUUUUUGCGGUUGCUGAAAACAGGUCGAAUGCAGUUAAAGAAUAAUUUGCCAGAACUUCAAGAAACACACUUCGGAUGGGUAGUUGCAGGUGAUUUCGACGGUGCAAUUACUUCUCAGCAGUGCUUAGUAUCCACAACCGACUCCAUUUCCGAUAUUCUUCGCCAAUUUUGGGAGCUGGAGGAAAUUGCAGAGUCUGCUACUUUGAGUUUCGAGCAAGAUGAGUGCGAAAAAAUAUUCCAAUCCAGUCAUGCUCGAGACGUGACCGGUCGUUAUAUGGAAUAUUGCAAGUUUAUCGAGGAAUACGAGCAGCUAGGUCAUUGCCAAGAAGUGGUUGAAUCUGAUGAUGAUAUCAGUUGUAGCGGUUAUUAUCUGUCGCAUCAUGCUAUUUUCCGCCUAUCAAGUUCAACUACCAAAAUUCGGGUUGUCUUUGACGCUUCUGCCAAAUCAUCGCGAGCUGAGAAGUCAUUGAACGAUUUUCUACAAGUCGGAGCAACACUUCAGAGUGACAUUUUCAGCAUUCUACUACGGUUUCGAAAACAUCAAGUGGUGUUUACUGCCGACAUUACAAAAAUGUACCGGCAAAUACGCGUUAUACCUGAGCAUACAAGGUUUCAACGAAUAUUUUGGCGUUCAAACCCAGACGACCCUCUUCGUAUUUUGGAACUUACAACAGUUACCUAUGGGACAUCUGCAGCUCCUUAUUUGGCUACCCGUUGUUUAAUGCAGCUUUGCGAAGAUGAUGGCGAUUCAUUCCCACUCGCUGAACGAAUUAUCCGUCUAGAUUGUUACGUAGAUGACGUCAUUUCAGGUGCGAAUACUGUAAGAGAGGCGAUUGAAUGUCAAUCUCAAAUACAGCAACUACUUGAGCGAGGUGGUUUUCCUGUUCACAAAUGGUGUUCCAAUGCCAUAGAAGUUCUCAACCAAAUUCCCGAAUCCGAUCGUAAGAAAUUAGUGCAUCUUGAUAACAGUUCAAUUAACGUAAUGAAAACAUUGGGUUUGAUGUGGAGCCCACAACAGGACGAAUUUGUGUUCAACGUCAAUAUUACCAACAGAGAAGAAAACCCACAUACGAAGCGCUCGGUACUAUCCGAGAUUAGCAGGCUGUUCGACCCGCUUGGUCUCAUAUCUCCAGUUACCAUUAUUGCCAAAAUAAUUAUGCAGAGGAUUUGGAAAGCUGGACUCGCUUGGGAUGAUCCAUUAAAAGAAGAGUUACUUGCGUCAUGGCUGCAAUUUCGUAAAUCGUUAUUCCAUGUUAACAGUAUAAAGAUUCCCCGAUGUACUAUAACUAGUGGUGUCAAAAAUAUCGAAUUUCAUGGUUUCUCAGAUGCAUCUGCUGCUGCAUAUGGUGCAGUCAUCUAUACUCGUUGCAUCCUGUCUGAUGGUACAAUUCGACUGAAUAUGCUGUGCAGUAAAUCCAAGGUAUCUCCGAUUGCAGAAAUGACUAUUCCACGUAAAGAAUUGCUUGGUGCUCGAUUACUGUCUCGUCUAUUGGUGAAAGUCCUGGAUUCCUUCCAAUUAAAAAUAUCAGAUGUGAUUAUGUGGAGUGACAGUCAGGUAGUUCUAGCAUGGCUUAAAAACCUUUACCAUCACUUGAAUUGUUCGUUCGAAACCGUAGGUCAACUGCCACUCGCUUUGAGUACAAAUGAGCUUUGGUGGAACGCGCCGAAGUUUCUAAGCAAAGCCGAUUACAAUUUGGAGAUUCCUGAUGAUAUUCCAGAUGAAGAUCUUCCAGAAUUAAGAAAGGUUCACCUUAUUGUGGCCCCUGUUGUCAACGAAGAAAGAUUCAUCAGUAAUUGUAAAUUGAAAUCAUCGAAUGAACGAAGUUUGUAUCACUAUCUUACAAUCCAAGAACUUCGCUCAGCACUACAUUUGAUUGUCAAGGUGAUUCAACACGAAACUCUUGGUGACGAGAUUCAUCGUAUGAUGUCCAGAAGGCCGUACAAAAACAUUUCUUCUCUUGAUCCGAUCUACGACGAUGGCAUUUUGCGUGUUGGAGGAAGGCUUCAGAACUCUCGUUUGCCUUUCGAUAUGAAGCACCUAAUCAUACUUCCAAAACAUCCAAUUACUGAUCAACUCAUCCGUACAUACCAUGAAGAAAAUAUGCAUAUAGGUCCUACUACUCUGUUAACAACUUUAAAUUUACGUUUCUGGCUGCUAAAGGGAAGAUCAUCUGUCAGAAAAAUAACCAGGAGCUGUAUCACAUGUUUCCGUUCCAACCCUAGAAGUUCCAGUCAAUUGAUGGGAAAUCUGCCGUCUUGUCGAGUUACACCCACAGCACCGUUUCUGAAAACAGGUAUUGAUUACGCCGGACCAGUAUUUGUCAAAGAAGGUCGACAUAAACCAAAAAUAGUGAAAGCCUACAUAGCAGUAUUUAUUUGUAUGGCAACCAAAGCAGCCCACUUGGAAUUGGUUUCAGAUACAUCAACCGCCGCAUUUCUUGCAGCAUUGAAGCGUUUCGUCAGCCGAAGAGGUUUUUGUCAAGAAAUUUACUCCGACGACGGUUCCAAUUUCAAGGGAGCUAAGUCUGAAUUACACGAGCUAUACCUCCAAUUUCAAACCAGUAGUGCUAUCAAUGAGAUUUCAUCAUUCUGCCAGCCCAAAGAGAUUUCUUGGAAAUUCAUUCCACCGGAAGCACCGAACUUUGGGGGCUUGUGGGAAAGUGCCGUAAAAACCGCAAAAUAUCAUCUCAAGAGAACAUUGAAGGCUGCUCAUCUGACAUUUGAAGAAUAUGCUACAGUUCUUAGCCAAAUUGAGGCUAUAAUGAAUUCUAGACCGUUAUGCGCAACAUCCGAUCCAGAAAUAGAUAUAUUAACUCCGGGCCAUUUUUUAAUUGGUCGUUCCCUCAUAGCUACCACAGAGCCUUGUUACAAUGAAAUACCAAUCAAUUGUCAGUCAAGAUGGCAAUACCUUCAACAUCUCCGAAGUGCUUUGUCUUACAAAAAGCUAACGGAUUUAAUGAUUGCUGGUAGAAGUAAUAAUGACAUUUUACAGUAUAUCAUUCAAGAAUCGCGUAUGAAAACCCCCACCUGGCGUGUUAGCAAACUGAACAAGACCGUGAAGGGAAGGGAUACAAAUAUAAAAACUGUGUUUAGAAAACAUUUGGGCCUACGUAUCGGUGAGCCAUUGCCAUCAGGAGGUAAUUCCAAUGACGGAAACACGGCCCGGAAAUUUUUCAAGAAGUGGAAAGAAACAGCAGAUAUAACAGGCCUUGAUGAAACACUGUUGGAAGGAUUUCACGUUGUUCUCAGUGUAAUCAAUAGCCGAUAA